ACCUCACCACUUAUCUAUAAAACUCAACCGGCAGUAAACAAGUUUGUUAAGCUUAUUUACAUAGACUUGUUUUAGAUUAAUAAACGUGAUUUUAGUUGUGACCCGUCAACCAUACAGACGUUAUGAAGUCGUUCAUAGAAUAUUCGUCAGACACCGACUUUCCUAUUGAAAAUUUACCUUAUGGUGUAUUUACUUCGCCUAAAAAUGAACAAAAACACAUAGGAGUGGCUAUCGGCGAAUGGAUAUUAGAUUUGAAUGUCAUAUCGCAUUUAUUUAAUGGCGAUCUCUUGAGAGACCAACAACAUGUUUUCAAAGAAGAAAAAUUAAACUCUUUUAUGGAGUUGAAAAAAAGUUAUUGGAGUGAAGCAAGAGCAACGAUACAAAAUCUAUUGGAUGUAAAUAAUCAAACUUUACAAAAUGAUUCACAAUUACGAGAAAGGGCAUUUGUCAAGCAGAGCGAAGCCAAAAUGCAUUUACCAGCUGACAUCGGUGAUUACACAGAUUUCUAUUCCUCUAUACAUCAUGCUACCAACGUUGGCAUUAUGUUCAGGAGCAAAGAAAAUGCGCUCAUGCCUAACUGGAAAUAUAUACCAGUCGGCUACCAUGGUCGAUCCAGCUCCAUUAUUGUAUCCGGAACACCGAUUAGGAGACCAUAUGGACAAACUUUGCCAGUUGAAGGCGCCGACCCCCAUUUCGGUCCAUGCAGAUUGAUGGAUUUUGAAUUAGAAAUGGCCUGCUUCGUUGGUGGACCUCCUACUAAACUAGGUGAAAGAGUGACUGCCAAACAAGCUGAAGAACACAUCUUCGGAUUUGCAUUGAUGAACGAUUGGAGUGCUCGCGACAUUCAAAAAUGGGAGUACGUACCCUUAGGGCCAUUUACGGCCAAAAAUUUGGGAACAACAAUUUCGCCUUGGGUGGUGACGGUAGACGCCUUGAGACCUUACAUUGUAGAGAACUACCCUCAAAACCCGCCACCAUUCCCUUACUUAAAACAUGAAGAUAACUUCAACUUUGAUAUUAAACUGGAAGUGGAUUUGAUAUCUGAAAAAUCACCAGUGGUCACUACGAUUAGUCGUUCCAACUACCGGUUCCUAUAUUGGACAGUUAAGCAGCAAUUGGCUCAGCAGACCAUCACAGGAUGCAACCUCAACCCUGGAGAUCUUCUCGGCUCGGGGACCAUCAGUGGUGACACAUCUGAUUCUUAUGGCAGUAUGCUUGAAUUAAGUUGGAAAGGAACGAAACCUUUACGUCUAAAGUCUGGUGAGGAACGUAAAUUCUUACAAGAUGGCGACACUGUUAUACUCCGCGGUUACUGCGUUAAUGAAAAUGGCGUUCGCAUCGGUUUCGGCAACUGUGCAGGAAAAUUGCUACCCGCUGUACCAUUUGAAUAAAAUUUUCUUGUCUAAAUUUA
This is a messenger RNA of Pieris rapae (cabbage white), 1411 nucleotides long. RefSeq names its product fumarylacetoacetase (gene Faa). Gene Ontology annotation, biological process: homogentisate catabolic process; L-tyrosine catabolic process; L-phenylalanine catabolic process. Gene Ontology annotation, molecular function: fumarylacetoacetase activity. NCBI's taxonomy places the organism in Eukaryota, Metazoa, Arthropoda, Insecta, Lepidoptera, Pieridae. The transcript has 9 exons. The record is from RefSeq and is a predicted model, not a curated record. The coding region runs from base 123 to 1391 and encodes 422 amino acids.